Messenger RNA from Drosophila hydei, 869 nucleotides. It is a transcript of the gene Capa, whose product is annotated as cardio acceleratory peptide 2b. Bases 72 to 566 code for a protein of 164 amino acids. The transcript is spliced from 4 exons. The record is from RefSeq and is a predicted model, not a curated record. Lineage: Eukaryota; Metazoa; Arthropoda; Insecta; Diptera; Drosophilidae.
ACGUCAAGAAGCAAACAUCUGACAAAGAAAUAAAUCCAAAAAAUAUAGUAGAAUAUUUCAUCCACUGAGAAAUGAAGUCGUUUUUGGGACUAGUUAACAUUGCCUACACAAUUUUGUUGCUUGUUUUGCUGACUAAAUUCACAGCUGCAGCUAUUACGUUUGGACAGAAUGACGAUAAAGUGGAACACGAUAAGAUCCGUCGAGGUGCCAACAUGGGUCUCUAUGCCUUCCCACGUGUGGGACGCAGCGAUCCGAGUCUGGUGAACAGCUUGCACGAUGCCAGCGAUGCGGCUGCCUAUGAGAACAUCUACGGCAUGGGCGAUGUCUCCGCCGAAGAUUUCGAAGAUUACCAAAAGCGGCCUGGCUAUGUGGCUUUUCCUCGCAUGGGUCGUAGCGAAUCGGAGCUGAGAAAGUGGGCCCAUUUGCUGGCCUUGCAGCAGGCGCUGGACAAACGCACCGGACCCAGUGCCUCAUCUGGCUUGUGGUUCGGACCACGUCUGGGCAAGCGUAGCGUCAAUGCCAAGGACUAUCCCGCCGCCAUUAAGGGACAAAAGGAAAUGUACUAAACGAUAUGAAAGCCAAACGCCUCCGAAGGAAACAACAAUUCGCACUUGAACACACUAAUUUGCCAACUAUUUAUAAUUUAUGCAAUUAAUUAACACAUAAUUAAAACUCCAAGGAAUAUUAUAAUGGGUAUAUAACAAAUUAGUAAACAUAACACGAUCAAACGGGCUGGUGAGGGCUUGCACAAUUGGUAAAACUCAUUUCAAUUUUAUUUCAAAGACCUCCGAAACGCAUUCAACAUGUAAAUAGAAUAUGUGUCUAAAAAUCGAAAUUAAAAAAAUAAUAAUAAUAAAUUAAUAUAUGAA